AUGUGGGACCCUCGUGUCGAUCACGACUACCAUUACUACUACUACUACUACUACUACUACUACUACUACUACUACUACUACUACUACUACUACUACUACUACUACUACUACUACUACUACUACUACUACUACUACUACUACUACUACUACUACUACUACUACUACUACUACUACUACUACAACUACUACUACUACUACUACUACUACUACUACUACUACUACUACUACUACUACUACUACUACUACUACUAUUGCUACUAUAAUCGGUUGCAUAGCGUCACAUGCAGGCCAGUCCUGCCCGCCUUUUUCUGUUAUUAUUAUUAG
Spirometra erinaceieuropaei is the source of this 324-nucleotide messenger RNA. Lineage: Eukaryota; Metazoa; Platyhelminthes; Cestoda; Diphyllobothriidea; Diphyllobothriidae. The record is from the annotation of a GenBank genome assembly.